AUGGCAGGUACAACGGGGGGACACCCGUUUACGGCGCACCUAGUUGCGGUGCUGAGUAUCUAUGAGUUAGGACCGGGACGACCAGGUAAGCGAUUGGAUAUGGCCUUGUAUUGUCCUUCCCCUCCCUUAUCGCCGUCGUCCUUAGUGCGCGCACUGCCGACCCGGAGCUCACAUUCCCAUUCCUCUUCCGGUUCCCGCCAUGCGCGUGCGCUGUCUGUGCCGCCGUUCCCACCACCGCCACCGAUGUCUCCGCCGAACGCACCGAUCGACUACGUAGGCGCUGCUCCGCUGCCCCGAUACGAUGGACCGCGUGACUGGCAGACGGAUGCGGUCGAGCGAGCACUGGGCCGUGUUGCGGCGCGGAUGUACGCGGCCGAGGCCCAGCUGCAGGACCUGCUGAGCCGCGAGUCGAGCACAUCCACCCCCGAUCCCGCUCUCUCGCCCCGCUCCAACGGCCUCAAAAAACGCAGAGAGAACCCGGGAACACCCGAUGAGCGCGAUCCGUGGCAGACUGUGCGCUUUCAAGAGGUUGGUGACCAGGACAUGGAUCCCGAGCCAGACACCCCUGUUGCCCGCCCCAAGGACAAGGUCAAGCCUGGUACCAUUGACCUGAGUACACUCUCCCAGCCCACUCCGCUCUCCAAGGUGGCCACGGAUAAUCCGGUGCUGCCCAAGCCUGGUCCCCGCAGCGCACCCACCAGCAGCGUCGGAUCCAUCAUGCCUCCCUUCACGUGCCACUCGUGCGGACGCCCCAUGCAGGGCCCCGCUGCCCCCGAUGUCAUACACGCACCCGGUCCCCUCGACGUUGUCACCCCUGCACUCGGCAUGGGCCUCGGUCUCUCUGACCAUGGCGCUGCCGAGCUCAGACAGAAACUUGGCUUUGGCGAUCACGAAGACGACACCGGUAGUCCCCUUGUUCUCCCCCGGCCCUCUCAGUGCUGCUGCCUUUGA
Molecule: messenger RNA, 951 nt
Organism: Rhizoctonia solani
Lineage: Eukaryota; Fungi; Basidiomycota; Agaricomycetes; Cantharellales; Ceratobasidiaceae
Product: Hybrid signal transduction histidine kinase
Exons: 1
Coding region: 1-951 (316 amino acids)
Source: RefSeq, a predicted model, not a curated record